AUGAGAUUGAUUGAGAUCUUGAAUGAGAAUUUGAACAUAAAAUUAACAUUGAUCGAACGUGAGGUAAAUACCAUUCCACGGUGUUAUAUUAUAGUACAGAAAUACAAUGAUCUUAAGUCAGGAGCAUACGAACACUUAUACAGCACAACAAUGUUGUUUCUUCUCCUCUGGCUAGUACCUUUCUUAUGGAUGAAAGCCGCAUGUAAUAUGGAGUUUUAUCUAAGUAGUUAUUUACAAUAUGAUUGUUUGUACUUUUAUUCAAUUUACUCGGUGACACCAAUGAGAAUUGAAUAUUGUAUUCGUCCAGCCGAUGAUGCUGAUAUGAUGAUCACCAGAGAUUUCGUGAACAUGCAUGACAAUAAUUAUACAUUCCAUGAGUUAAGCAAAAUGAAUGUUACUGCACAUCAGAUAUUCGUGUGGUCUGCAUCAAUUGAUGUGGCUGAAAAAUACCAAUAUUAUCUUGACCACAAAGAUAAAUCUCACUUAUUCAAUGAAAUCUUUUUCAACUGUACAACAUCAUGGUUCGGACCUCGAUGUCAGUAUUCAUUUGAUAUUCCUGAGACAUAUCCAUUGAUCAAUGUUGAUUCAAAUUAUACUCUUACGGAUUCCACAUGUUAUGUUUUAUUGGAAUGUGAUCGUGGUGGAUUGUUUCUUUGUUUAGAUUGGCGUGAGGUAUGUGAUGGUCGCAUUGAUUGUGUGAACAAUGGUGUUGACGAAUCAAAUUGUUUCGAUUUGGAAAUGAAUGAAUGUGAAUCAGAUGAAUAUCGAUGUCACAAUGGACUGUGCAUUCCAGAUUAUUAUUGGAAGUUUGAGCAUCACAGUCUUGAAUGUCUCGAUCGAUCUGAUUUCUCGCGUAGUAUACCCUGUGCUGUUCUUGAUUUGUCAUUGGGCUUAUUUCAGUGCCAAGAAAACACAUGUCCACCAGGUGAAAAGAAAUUUUCAUGUGGAGAUGGACAAUGUGUAGAAGAUUAUGAUGAAUGUUUGAAUGGACGCCAUUUGAGAUUACUUCAAUCGUUAACUGCUCGAGGAAAUCUAUCCGAUAAUUGUUGGAUUGCGAUGGUUUGUCUUACUAAAAUUAUCGAUGGAUUAAAUAAAACAUUAUGUGAUGAAUUCUUUCAAUCUUCUAACAUUAUUAUUUAUCUUCAUAGUUGCGAGGUCUUGAUUCAAUUUCCAGCACAUCCUGUUCUAUUCAGCCAUGUUUAUUUCUUAUAUCGUCCAAGAAUGAUCUCAGAAAUAAAUACGAAUGCAGUUCUUCUCCCCGAUUUUAUUUGUUAUGACCGACGCUUAUGUGAUUUUCUGUCAUCAACAUUUUCUUAUAAAUCUCAUGGAUGUCGAAAAGUCGAUCAAAUGGGUUUGAAGUCAAAUACCGAAUAUUUAACUUGGAAAUCAAUUAUCGAUGCAAUAAAACCGUCGUUUUAUGGCUGUCACACUCGGUUCAAUGAUCCUGUAGAUUAUUCUCAAUAUUCAUCAUUAUAUCAAUGCCAAAACACUUCAAAAUACAUCUCAAAGCAUCGAAUUGUUGAUGGCAUUAACGAUUGCUAUUUAAAAGAUGAUGAACAAGAUUAUGAAUUGAGUUGUUUAUUAAAUGAUUCAUUUCGUUUUAAAUGUGCAAAUGAAACUCAAUGUAAAUCACCAAUUUCUAAGAGUGAUGAUUGUCCAUCUACUGAAUCUGCCUAUCAGAACAUCGAUACAAUUUUAUUUCAUCAAAUAUGUGAUCGAUAUGUCGAUAUUUUACCUCAACUAAUUAAUGGACAAAAUCAUACGGACGAAACAAAUUGUGAAAACUGGCCUUGUAACAAUAUCUAUACACGAUGUGAUGGAUUCUGGAAUUUUCCAAACGGUGAAGAUGAAGAGAAUUGUCAUAUAUCGAAUUGUUCUCGACAGUUUCUUGAUUGUAUUUCACCUUUUAAUUAUACAAAAAUAUGCUUACCAUCACAUCAAAUUCAAAACGGAAUUGUUGACUGUCUUGGAGGAUUAGAUGAACUCCAAUUAUGUCGAAUUGCAAGUUAUUAUUUUGGAAUAACAUAUCAGUUUCGUUGUUUGAAUAACACAAUUUGUGUUGAACCUCUGACGAUCUGCAAUCUAAACGAUAAUUAUUCACUUGACAUUCAGGACAUGUAUGGUCAGAAUAUAUGUCAUGAAUGGAUUUAUAAUAAUAUGACCGGAUUAAAGAAUUACAUUUGUCAUAUUAAUACUUUUAGACGUGUUGCAUUUACAUUGAAACAAUCUAAAACAUAUCCAAGAAUGAACACGGAAAUGACUGAUCCGGUCACAAAUUCAGAAGCUUUGGAACCAAGCACGAGAAAAUAUACCAUGUUGACAUUUGGCAAAUUACAUUUACCAUCAUAUUGGAAGCGUUGUCGUUCUGUUUAUGGCUUAUUGAAAAAUGAAAACUCUAGUUUAGCUUGCUUCUGUCCCCCAAAUUAUUAUGGUAAUUUUUGUCAAUAUCAAAAUCAGCGUGUUAGUCUCACAUUGACAUUAUUGUCAAUGAGUAGAAGUGCAAUUUAUAGCAUCUUCAUUAAAUUAAUCGAUGAUGACGACAAUCGACAAGAAAUAAAUUCGUAUGAACAAAUAAUGUACAUCCCAAAAAGUGAAUGUGGACAACCGUUUAAUGUUUAUCUUUUAUAUUCAACCAGACCAAAACGUCUUUCAAAGAAUUAUAGCAUUCAUAUUGACGUUUACGAUAAAUCUUCGUUAAAACACAUUGCAAGUUGGUAUUUCAAACUUGAAUUUGCUUUUCUUCCAGUUAAUCGACUUGCAGUGCUAUUAAAAUUGCGUUAUACUGAACUAAAUUUAAGACCUAACGAUUGUCCUCUUAAGUGUAAACAAGGUACCUGUCUUAAAUAUAUUAAUGAUAAAAAAUUCUUCUGUCAAUGCAAUCCAGGUUGGUCAGGUAUGUUUUGUCACAUUCCUCUUUACUCUAAUAAUUGUUCAUCUGAUUCCAUUUGGUUGGGAAAUAUUUAUAAUCGAUCGAUUUGUAUGUGUCCACUUGAAAAAUUUGGUCCUCAUUGCCUGUUGAAACAUUCUUGUCCUGAAAACUACUGCGAAAAUAAUGGUCAAUGCAUUGUAAUUAAUGAAAGGAUAAAUAAUGACAGUUAUCUAUGUCUAUGCUCAGAAAAAUACUAUGGUGUUAGAUGUGAAGAAGAAAGAAACGUGUUGGAAAUUUAUAUUCAUAAAAUACCAACAUCUCCAUAUUUAUUAGCUUAUAUUUAUUCAUACGUUUCUUCUCAGCCAUCAGUGGUAUUGAAUAUACUAAUAAAAAAACGGAUCAUAACGCAAAGUACUGUAACGUUGUAUCCACGAUAUUCAUUUCAAAUAAUUUUCAUUAUGAUCGACAACAAUUAUUAUUUGGCUUUACUUCAACAAAGACAAAUGUCAAACGUAUCAACAUCAAUUGAUUCAACUCGACGAUGUCCUGCAGUGAAUGAACUUCUAACAUCUGAACAAAGGAAACUAGAACGAAUUAAACGAAUUAAAUUAUAUCAAAUAUUGUGUAAAUUUUAUUAUAAUUUAAAAUGUUUUUAUGAUGAAUUUUAUAUGUGUUUAUGUACAACUGAACAAUAUGCGAAUUGUUUUCAUUUCGAUCGUCAGAUUAGUUUUGUUUGCACUGAAAAUGUUCGAUGUCUUAACGAUGGUAAAUGUCUUCAAGAUCAUCCAUUAUGUCCCUUUUCUAUAAUAUGUGAUUGUAUUGAUUGUUUUUUUGGUGAUCAAUGUCAAUUUUAUGGUAAAGGUGUUGGAUUAACAUUGGAUGAUAUAAUAAGAUAUGAGAUUAAACCAUAUAAAAGUAUAAAUGAACAAUUAAAUUUGAUAAAAUUAAGUAUAUUUGUCACAAUAUUUUUGUUCACAAUUAGUAUAAUCAAUAGUACUUUUUUGAUUUUAACAUUUAAAAAUCAAAAUGCUCGUCAAGUUGGUUGUGGAAUAUAUUUAUUAUCAAUAUCAUUUACAUCAUUGUCAGCAGUAAUAAUGUUAUUAAUUAAAUUCUGGUUUGUUUUAUUAACACAUAUAAAUCCAUCAAUAGGUCGUUCAAUUCUUCUUAUUGGAUGUAUAACAAUUGAACCAUUACUUAAAUUAUUUUUGUGGAUGAGUCAUUGGUUAAAUGCUUGUGUGUCACUUGAACGUGUAAUUAGUUCUGGUCAAGCGAUAGAAUUUAAUAAAUCAAAUAGUAAAAGAAAUGCAAAACGAGUAAUAAUUUUCUUACCAAUCAUCAUUGUAUCACUUAAUUUAUAUGAAAUUAUUUCUCGUAAUUUAUAUGAUGAUGAUGAAGAAAAACGUACAUGGUGUGCUCUUAAUUAUUCAUAUGGUUUAUAUAUUUACAUAACAAGUUUAUCACUUGUUCAUAUCGUAAUUCCGUUUCUUAUUAAUAUAUAUUCAGCUAUAUACAUUAUUUAUUCAAUUGCAAGGCGUAAAGCAAGAAUUCGCACAAUUCAAAUUGGUUUCCAACAUAUAAAAAAAGAACUUUCUCAACGUACAGAUUUAAUUCUGAGUCCAAUUAUUUCAGUUAUGUUAACAUUACCAUAUCUUGUUAUUUCGUUAUUACUUCGAUGUUUAAAAGCAAAUGAAAAUACAUGGUUAUAUCUUUUAUCAUAUUUCAUCUCAUUUGUUUCACCAAAUUUAACUUUUUUCAUCUAUAUAUUACCAUCACCAUUAUUUAGAAAAGAAUAUAUGAAAGCAUAUCGAGCAUUACUUCGACAAAAUCGAUUGAAAUAG
Messenger RNA from Adineta ricciae, 4707 nucleotides. The record is from the annotation of a GenBank genome assembly. NCBI's taxonomy places the organism in Eukaryota, Metazoa, Rotifera, Eurotatoria, Adinetida, Adinetidae.